AUGGAGAGGCAUCGCUUCGAAGGGGACCUGAAGCAAAUCAAGGACGCCAUCGCAAAAAUGAACGGCCGCCUCAACGACAUCGAGGCUGGAGGUGAUCGUCAGCUGGUCGGCGAUUUGGAAACGGAGAUGGGUCACAUGAUAGAGGCCCUGCGUGAAGUCGAGGCCGGCUUUGAGAAUGCCUACAGCCAGCAUUCUCAACAGGUGAGCAAGGGCAGCAGCGCCAAAGUUGCAGCACCUCAUGGCGCAGCACCUCAUGGCGCAGCAGCCCAUGGCGCAGACGCCAACGGCACAAUCAGCGUAUGA
Molecule: messenger RNA, 303 nt
Organism: Symbiodinium pilosum
Lineage: Eukaryota; Dinophyceae; Suessiales; Symbiodiniaceae
Source: the annotation of a GenBank genome assembly